Molecule: messenger RNA, 930 nt
Organism: Elaeis guineensis (African oil palm)
Lineage: Eukaryota; Viridiplantae; Streptophyta; Magnoliopsida; Arecales; Arecaceae
Product: cytochrome c oxidase subunit 5b-2, mitochondrial
Biological process (GO): mitochondrial electron transport, cytochrome c to oxygen
Cellular component (GO): respiratory chain complex IV; mitochondrial envelope
Source: RefSeq, a predicted model, not a curated record
UGAUCUUUUGAAGUCGGUAAAAGAAGAAAAGGGGGUAACAGCAGUAACAGAGCGCGAGCGAGCGAGAGUGAAAAUAUCAUAAUAGAAAGAAGGUUGGGGAGGCGGCGGCGGAGGCGACCUGAGAAUUCUCACAGCAAGAAGACACAGGAACGAUGUGGAGAAGGGUUUGCUCGCAGCUCGCCCCCUGGCGAUCCACCACCCCUGGCGGCGCCGCCGUCCGCAACCGCGCCGCCGCCGCUUCAUUCAUCUCCUCCUCCGCCCUCCACUCUUGCUUACCCUCCCCCUCGCCCUUCCAACAGACCGCCCCCCUGUUCUCCACUGAUUCCGGUAAUGCGUCCUUGAACAAGAGGGUGGAGGACGUGAUGCCGAUCGCGACCGGGCACGAGCGGGAGGAGCUCGAGGCCGAGCUGGAGGGGAGGAAGCGGUUCGAUAUGGAUGCUCCGGUCGGUCCAUUCGGCACCAAGGAGGCCCCUGCUGUCAUCCAGUCUUAUUAUAACAAGAGAAUAGUGGGUUGUCCUGGUGGUGAAGGUGAGGAUGAACAUGAUGUUGUAUGGUUUUGGCUGGAGAAGGGCAAGCCACAUGAAUGUCCUGUGUGCUCUCAAUACUUUGUGCUGGAGGUGAUUGGUGAAGGAGGGGAUCCUGAGGCGCUUAGUGAUGAUGACCACCAUUGAAAUAAACAGAUUUCUGCAAAAUAAAAAAAAAAAUAGUGAGGCAGUCAUUCUGAUGCUGUAUAGCAGCGAAUGACUUUUGGUAUUUUUGUUUAAUCAAUUUUCUUGCCCCGAGCAUGGUGGUAUAUUUUUGUUUAAUUAAGUUGUUUUUGAACUUGGUUUUUUUGAGCUUUUAUGUCAAUCCUCAAUUAAUAAUAAAUGGCCACAUUAAACUCAACACUCUUCCUUGGUUACACUAAAUCAAUUUGAAACAGAUUCAUUC